Molecule: messenger RNA, 1350 nt
Organism: Penicillium canariense
Lineage: Eukaryota; Fungi; Ascomycota; Eurotiomycetes; Eurotiales; Aspergillaceae
Product: metal-dependent hydrolase family protein
Exons: 1
Coding region: 1-1350 (449 amino acids)
Molecular function (GO): hydrolase activity, acting on carbon-nitrogen (but not peptide) bonds
Source: RefSeq, a predicted model, not a curated record
AUGACCGACAAUAACCAGGUACCGGGCUCCGACAUCAAGCCCUGGGCCCGCCCAGAAGCCCAAGCCUACUGCUUCAUCAAGGCCAACGUUGUUGAUGUGGAAGCGGGAAGAAUCUUGGAAAACGCCACGGUUAUCACGCGUCAAGGGAAAAUCAAUCUAGUUGCGUCCUGUUCUCCAGAGCAUCUCCCAACUGACCUUACGAUCAUUGAUUGUGAGGGACGCUAUCUUUGCCCUGGUCUGUUUGAUGCCCAUGUCCAUCUAUGUGCUGUCCCUGGAUUUGCAGACCUUUCAAAAGCUUUUGGAAACCCAAAUGAUGUCCACUUGCUUCGCCAGCCCUACACGGCGGCCCAAAUGCUGCACCGUGGAUUCACCAGUAUUCGCGACUGCGGUGGCGCGCAACUCGCGUUAAAAGAAGCUAUUGAAGAUGGUGUCUUUCCCGGACCUCGCAUUUUUAUCUCUGGUCAUGCACUGUCUCAAUUUGGUGGCCACGGUGAUCUCCGUGGGUCGCAUGAGCCCACCGAGUGCUGCGGUGGCACUCACAGCAACAACCAUUUAGGUCGACUUUGCAACGGCGUACCGGAAUGUAUGGCUGCUGUGCGCGAGGAAAUCCGCUGCGGUGCUGAUUUCAUCAAAAUCAUGGGCUCUGGUGGCGUGGCAUCUCCCACUGAUAAGCUAGAGCACCUCCAGUUCACAUCUGCCGAAAUUCAGGCAAUGGUGGAGUGUGCUUACAACGCCGGAACUUUCGUCACUGCUCAUGCAUAUACGAUCAAAGCGAUGAGGCACUGUAUCGAUAACGGCGUGAAAGGGAUAGAGCACGGAAAUUUUAUCGACCCUCCAACUGCGCAGUUAAUGGCGGAGAAAGGUAUUUAUCUCACGCCCACGCUCAUCGCCUAUGCCCAAAUGGCAUCGGACCGCUGGAAGGGGUAUUUGCCCCAAGAGUCCCAGGCGAAGAACUCCCAAGUUCUGAAGUCCGGCCUUGAAGCUCUCAGAAUUGCUUCGGAUGCGGGUGUUACGAUGUGUUAUGGCUCUGACUUGCUUGGUCCGCUGGGUUCUGCUCAAACACAGGAGUUCACCCUCCGGUCGCAGGUCUUGACGCCGCUUGAGGUCUUGCGCAGUGCAACAGUUAACCCAGCAAAAAUGAUGGGUUGGGAGAAUUCAAUCGGGCAGGUAAAGGAAGGAUUCCAAGCGGAUAUAGUCGUUUUGAGUCAAAACCCUCUCGACGAUGUGACUAUUUUUGAUCGCCCUGAAAACCACGUGCUUGGUGUGAUGAAAGAUGGGCGCGUAUACAAAAGUCGCUGGAGUGCACUACCCGAAGACUCGGAAAUCCCAGUGAGGGUAAAGUAUAACUGA